CAGUUCCGCAUUUCCUCUGCAAGAGUUGAACUGCGAAAACGUUAGAAGUGUUGGUUCGGUGGCUGCGUUUGCUGGUUAUCAGCUGAUUCCAGUGUGUGGCAGCUUGGACGUGAAUUAAAAACAAUGUCAAAGCCUAAAUUAAUAACUGUGCGGGUGCAGUCACCAGAAGGCACAAAAAGAGUGGAUGUGGAGCCUUCAGAUUCGAUUUUCCAACUUUUUGAAAAAGUGCACGAGACGUUCGGCCUGAACAGCUACGCCUUCGCGCUGUACCGGGAGCGCAGCCAGCGCGGGGAGCUGGUGUCGUCGCGCAGCCGCACGCUGCGCAGCGGCGGGGUGCGGCACGGCGACCUGCUGUACAUGGUGCCACUGGACGGGGCGGCGCUGUGGGCGGAGCCCCGGGCCGGCCCCAGCUCGCUGGACGCGACGGGGCCCGAGCCGGUGAGGUCCCGGCCCUCGACGGCCGUGCCCGAGGACGAGGUGGACCUGCUGCUGUGGAAGAUGGACGGCAAGAUCCAGCGCCGGAGGGACGACAAGUUCUGCCGGCACGGGGAGAACGCCUGCUGCGUGCACUGCUCGCCGCUGGAGCCCUUCGACGAGGACUACCUGAAGGAGCAGGAGGUGCGCCACAUGUCGUUCCACUCGUACCUGCGCAAGCUCACCGCCGGCGUGGACAGGGGCAAGUUCAUAAACCUGGAGGACGUGAGCUGCCGCAUCAAGCCGGGAUGCAAGGACCACCCGCCCUGGCCCAGGGGCGUGUGCUCCAAGUGUCAGCCCAACGCCAUCACACUCAACCGCCAGGUGUACCGGCACGUGGACAACGUGAUGUUCGAGAACGCCCACCUGGUGGAGCGCUUCAUCAACUACUGGCGCACCACGGGCCACCAGCGCCUGGGCGUGCUGUUCGGCCGCUACGAGAUCCACACGGACGUGCCGCUCGGCAUCCGGGCCACGGUCGCCGCCAUCUACGAGCCCCCGCAGGAGAGCACGGUGAACGGCAUCGACCUGCUGCCCGACCACAACGCGGCCGUGGUGGACGACCUGGCCCGCCAGCUGGGCCUGAGGCGCGUCGGCUGGAUCUUCACCGACCUGGUGGCCGACGACGUCAAGAAGGGCACGGUGAAGUACGAGCGCAGCAUCGAGAGCCACUUCCUGUCGGCGGAGGAGUGCAUCACGGCGGGCCACUUCCAGAACCAGCACCCCAACCCCUGCCGCUUCUCCCCGGUCGGCUUCUUCGGCUCCAAGUUCGUCACCGUGUGCGUCACGGGCGACCAGAGCAACCAGGUGCACAUGGAGGGGUACCAGGUGUCGAACCAGUGCAUGGCCCUGGUGCGGGACGACUGCCUGGUGCCCACCAACGUGCCGGAGCUGGGCUACGUGCGCGAGUCCUCGGACAAGCAGUAUGUGCCGGACGUCUACUACAAGGAGAAGGACGGCUACGGCAACGAGGUGCCGCGCCUGGCGCGCCCGCUCCCCGUCGAGUACCUGCUGGUGGACGUGCCGGUCUCGACGCCGCUCACGCCGCUGCACACCUUCCACGCAGACGACGCCGUCACCCCCUUCCCCGUCGAGAACCGGCUGGUGGACGGACACAUCCAGGACUUCGGCGCGCUGGGCAGCUACAUGCAGCAGUUCCCGAGUGACCGCUUCCUCGACGCCAUCUCUGACUUCCACCUGCUGCUCUACAUAGCGUGCAUGGAGAUCAUGCCCAUGAAGGACUACUUGGGGCCCGUGCUGGAGGCGGUGCGCACCAGGAACGCGGAGGCGGCCCUGGACUGGUCCCAGUCGGAGCACUGGGGCACCGUGCAGCAGCUCAUCUCGGCCAGCACGGCGCCCGUGCCGGCGCUCACCCCGCCCCUGCAGCGCGGCCCCGGCGCGGCGGACGCGGCGGGCGCGGGCGGGGGAGCGGGGCGUGCUGAGGUGUGGACCUGCGCGCACUGCACCUUCCUGAACCCCCCGGAGCUGGCCACCUGCGAGAUGUGCCGCCUGCCGAGGUAAUGCCCCGGCGUCCACCCUCGCCGCCCACAUGAUCGUCUCUUCACCAAGUCCUGCUCCGGGUGGUGCACUUCUUUUUUUUUUUUUUAAUCUAGUUCCCUUGUGAAAGUAUUAAAGAAUUUUUGGUAAUCGAAUACUUUUAUCCUUCAAACAUUCAUGUGUACUACGUCGGGCUUCAUACUGCUCCGAAACUACUUGUUCGUAAUUUUUUAAGCACUUUUGUUUCCACAGUACAUAUGUAGCUAUGCAAUUUUUUUUUUUUUUUUUUUUUUUGGCAUUUUCGGGUAUGAUGUGAUCACAGUGUACACACAUUUUUGGUGUGGUUUUGAAAACACAUUGUACUUCCCUUACUUUUUAACAUUGUAAUUUUUUUUUUAGGAUAUAGUAGUUCUUAAGUUUUGUGAAGGAACGAGUUAAUGCUUGUGUGUAGAUUCUAAUAAGUAAACUUGUAAUGUGGCUUAUAAGUUUCACCAAAGUAUUGUCGUAGUUAUUUUUCCAGCUGAAAAAUUUUUGGCAAAUUAAAAAGUGUUGCUAAAUUAUUGUGCACUGUAUUUUUUUUUUCUCCUUGGAUAUGUAUUUGUAAUGGUGUUAAAGUUUCUGUCUGUUCACCUGUGCAGAAUAGUCAACAGACAAUUUUAAAAACAUGCACAGUGAAUUGUCAUGAAAAAAUGUAGAAUAUUUUGGAUAACAUUGUGAAGCAGUGCAUUCUCCAUUUUGAGUUGCUAAGGAUGUGGUAAGUGGGUUCUGAAAUUUUUUUUUUUUUAUUUAUGCACUGUGUUAUAUUUUUUGGUGAAUUGUAUCUAAUGUAUAUUUUGAGUGUUGGCUGGCUUGCAACAAAAUCUCUCCAAAUUGAUUCAUUUUUUUGUAAUUGCUGCAAGUGCGACGGUUUUGAGUCUACAAGAUCACUUAAAUUUUUUUUUUAUCAAAAGCUUGUUUAUUUGCAUUGCUUUUGUGUGUAAUUUAAUGGAUACUUAAAAAAAAAAAUGUGAUGGCCUGAUUUUAUUUUUAUUUUUUAUUUUUUUCAAAUUUAUCAUAUAGAAAUAAAAGUGUUCUUUGUUGUUGCUUGUUACUUCAGUAAAUCCAGUGGAAGACUGGCCUUCUUUCGAGGUGGGAUUUUACACGUUGUAAACGUGCGUCAGCCAUUUUUCACAAUAUUGCUUUCCAACGGAAAUCCACAUUAUGCAUUGUGAAGAAAACAGAAUUGCAGUGCAAACUUAAAAACAGAUAUUCGCGCAGGUCCAUCAAAUAACAAAUCAUUCACAAUUAUCAAAUCUUGAUAGGAAUGUAUGUUCCUGAAGGGGAGGGGGUGAAGGGUUUUGUGAUUCUGAAAAUGAUUUGGCGAAGAAGGGAAAAAAAAACUAUCUUUGCCUCUUUGCCGUAUUAUUUCAUAGCAACGGUAGAGGAGCCACACGCAAUCCAUCACUUCCAAGUCCAUUUCCAGAAUGAGCCAGUGCGCUGCACGCCCUAACGGUCGUCGAAAGCCGAGCUAAAUGUGAGGUGAGUACGCUGCUAAUGCGCGUCUAACGUAACACCCAACGCCUAAUGUAUUAAGGCCUUUGGCCACAGGGCUCACCAAACUUCAAACAGUGAGUGACAGCUACGAAAAGUUAAAACAAUUGACGGCAUGGUUAUUUUUUCUUUUUCUUCCUACAAUGCAACAUCGUGAAAAAAAUGGCUGAGAGUGUUCAGCGAGUAAAUCCUUCCUCCGGCCGAGCACGGCCGCCGCGAGACUGCGGUCGUUAUCGGCCGGUGAGGGAAACCGUGGGAAACCUAGCGGGGAGCAAUCUUUCCAGGAACGCUCUCGGCCGCGUUUCCUUUUCCCGCCGGCAGCGCAGAGAUGGCUGGCUAUGCCGUUAGCCAAUGGGUGAUCUCCGUCGUGAAACGCUCGCUUGGCAGCGGUAACUACUACUUAACUGCUGCUGUGCACCAGCAAAUAUUUAAAUUAAAAUUAUUGCUCGAAUAAUUUCCACUAUGAGAGCAUUUCAUGGCAUUGUUGCCACCAGUGCUGUAUUUGGAACACAUUUCUUAUAGUACAUUCUGGAUUUUUUAUCAAGCUAUUUUAAAUGCAAACAUUUUCACAUUUUCUAGUAGCAAUCAAAUAUUCUUGCUUAUCCAUCAACCAUUUUUCCUCGAAAGGUAUUGCUUGCUCAUGAUAAAAAAAUUAUCGGAAGAUAGAAUUUCAUUUCCAUUUUAAAUUAUAAGUAAAAACAAUUUACCCAAAUAUUUUUUUUUUAACUAUCUGGUAGGGAUGUGCGAAUCUUUGAUUUUCAGUUCGGUUCGAAUCCGAUCCCUGGAAAUAUUUGAGAUAUGAAUCUGAUUCUGAAUAUUAAGCACAGAAUAAUUAAAAAUAACUGAUUAAUUUAAAAAUGAUGUGUGUUCUCUUUUUUCUAACUGUAACUACUGGCAAUUAUUUAUUACACUGAGAUUGAAAUGUUUAUAAUUAUGUAAACUUAAUUAAUAAUAAACACUUUAAAAUAUGAAAACCAAAACAUAUUCCAUUCUCCAACUCAAUCGUAAUAAACUGCACGCCACAGGGAAAUCUCAGUUUUAUAAACGCUUCAGCAAAUGAAACCAUUUUUUUCUCCAAUAAAUAGCCAAGACUUUUUUUCUUGUAGGUAUGUAAUUGUUUUUAGUUUAUAGUUUGCUAUACGAUGAAAUUCGUAAUUAUAGUUUAAGCUCUCGAAAUCUCUAAAUUCUUUUAAUGUCACUGUGUUAAUAAUUAUUUAAUUUACAUAUCUUUCUUUGAUACAUCAUAUUAUAAAUACUUACGUUAUAGUAGCCCAAUUUUAUUUUUCACUGCUAGUAUUUUUGAGCAUAUUUAAAUUAAUUUAUAACUUUUGUGAAUAUUCGUAAUACUGUUCGAAUCCAUGUACUACAACGAUUCCGGGUUAGGGUAAUUGAGGAUUCGAACCGUACCCGAAAAUAUUGGGUACUCGCACAUCCCUACUAUCUGGUCUUUUAAAUUUAUCACUUUUAACACUGACUUUUGAUUAUUUUGUGUGGAACUUAUCCCUCUGUGACUGCCAGACCAUAUUUGCUCAGUGGCUGCCGGUACAAAAGGGACUCUUCUCUUUGUGCUCAGUUCGUCGUCACUCUGACAAUAUCGUUUCAUUUAAGUACUGUCCUUCGCGCCUUACAAAAAAAACUUAUUUGAAAUAUGAGCAUUAGCAUUUCAAAGUUUUGCUUUAAAAAUUACUCAGAAAGCUUUUUUAAAAAGUUAAAAAAAAAAAAAAAAUCUGAAAGAUUGUUCUUUCUAGGAUUUUCAUUUUAUUUAUUUUUUUGUUUCGUACGUUAAUAAUGUAUAGAAAAUGAAUAUGAGGGCCAUGAUUUCUCCUUGUGUACUCGCAAAAAAUGUUUUUGUUCUUGUAACUUUGAUAAUGUUUCCUGCACCAACUUGGGUAGCGUGUCGUUUCCGUCGCCAUUCCGUGAAGAAGUGGCGGGCCGUCCGGGCGUGAUGUCGAGGGUUGGAGGUUGUACGUUUUGUGUUCUGUAGUUGGCAGUUCGCUUACAGUAGAUGUUGUGAUGGUGGCACCCGUGAUCUUGUAAGACUGAGUGUGUGUUUCAGGCACCAGGGGCAGGGAGCUGUGUAAUUAGCUCCGUUUUGUGUCGCCGUUUGUUCUUAGACGAUGCCAUUAAACCAUUUUGAAAAA
Molecule: messenger RNA, 5642 nt
Organism: Bacillus rossius redtenbacheri
Lineage: Eukaryota; Metazoa; Arthropoda; Insecta; Phasmatodea; Bacillidae
Gene: Npl4
Product: nuclear protein localization protein 4 homolog
Biological process (GO): ubiquitin-dependent protein catabolic process
Cellular component (GO): nucleus
Molecular function (GO): ubiquitin protein ligase binding; ubiquitin binding
Source: RefSeq, a predicted model, not a curated record